This is a messenger RNA of Saccostrea cuccullata (small rock oyster), 590 nucleotides long. Its product is annotated as ryncolin-1-like. Lineage: Eukaryota; Metazoa; Mollusca; Bivalvia; Ostreida; Ostreidae. The coding region runs from base 69 to 590 and encodes 173 amino acids. The record is from RefSeq and is a predicted model, not a curated record. The transcript is spliced from 4 exons.
UACAAGGAAAGGACGGAGUAUAUACUAUUUACCCAGACGGCAGGAGAGAGAAGCGAGUGUUCUGCGAUAUGACUACAGAAGAGGGUGGAUGGACGGUCAUUCAACGAAGAAGAUACGGCAUCACUGAUUUUUAUCGAUCGUGGGCGGAAUACAAGAGAGGAUUCGGAAGAGCAGAGACAGAUUACUGGUUAGGAAAUGAUGCAAUACAUAUUUUGACGUCACGCACAACACAGGAAUUGUGGGUUGACCUGGAACAGUUUUCAGGCGCCAAGGCAUAUGCUAGAUAUUCAAAAUUUGCGAUUGCUGAUGAACAGGAAAAGUACAAGUUAACAGUCAAUGGAUACAGGGGCAAUGCAGGGGAUGGUCUAAAAGGACACAAUGGUAUUGCAUUUGCAACAAAGGACAAAGACAGAGGUGGUUGUGCAACAGGUCAUAAAGGAGGUUGGUGGUAUACAAGUUGUUAUACUUCACAUCUCAACGGACCUUUCCUGAAAUCUGCUGCUAAAACCUUUGAUGCCAUAGUGUGGAGACCUUGGAAGGAAAAAACUGCCCUUAAAUCAGCUAGGAUGAUGAUUCGUCCUCGAAAAUGA